AUGGAGCCAUUCUUUGCACUUGUGCAUGUAGUAAUGACCAUUGUUACUUUUACCAGAGCUAAUGAAACCACCUGUACACUGCGAGGACAGCCUGUCUACCCUCAGCUAUGGAAAGACGGAGACAUAAUACUUGGAGGGGUUUUUUCCUUCCAUAGUAGCUGGGAAGUCAGACAACUUACAUAUUCGAUUACACCACCUCCACUACAGUGCAUCAGUCUUAAUUACAGAGAUUUCCAGUAUGUACAGUCAAUGCUCUUCGCAAUAGAGGAAAUCAAUAACAGCUCCACUUUGCUGCCAGGGGUCUCAUUGGGCUAUAAGAUCUAUGAUACAUGCGGCUCAAUGGCAAUGGCUGUUAGAGUGACUAUGGCUCUUGCUAAUGGGCAUGAUAACACAACUUCUGAUGGACUUUGCACAAAGCAUGGCUAUGUCCAAGCCAUACUUGGAGACACAACAUCAUCAGCAUGCAUGGCAAUGGCAAAAAGUAUUGGACCAUUUAACCUUCCAAUGAUCAGCCAUUACGCCACCUGUGAGUGUCUUAGUGAUAAAACCAAAUAUCCUUCAUUUCUUCGAACUAUUACAAGUGAUUAUUAUCAAAGCAGAGCACUGGCAGAGUUGGUGAGACACUUUGGUUGGACCUGGGUGGGAGCCAUAAGAACAGACGACGAUUAUGGUAACAGUGGAAUGGCCACUUUUACUAAAGUCGCUGAGCAGAUGGGCAUCUGUCUGGAAUAUUCCCUCCCGUUUUUCAGAACGUAUCCAGAAGACAAAGUAAUGCGAAUAAUUGAGCAGGUUAAAAGCUCUACUUCUCGAGUAAUUGUGGGAUUUCUUGUGCACUGGGAUUUGGAAGUUCUGCUGCAUAAAUUUGUUGAACACAACAUCACAGGAUUUCAGUGGGUGGGCACAGAAGGAUGGAUAUCAGAUUCAGUCAUUGCCAGUAUGGAUAAGCACCAUAUUUUACAAGGGGCCAUUGGAUUGGCUAUUCCCAAAAAUCAAGUAACAGGUCUAAAAGAAUUCAUUCUAGAUAUAAAGCCAUUGAAAUCAUCAGGAAGUGUCAUUUUCAGUGAGCUUUGGGAAGCUUUGUUUGAGUGUAAAUACUCCACUAAGAAUGAUUCAACAUUUGCAACUGAAUGUACCGGUAAUGAGAAACUGUCAGACAUGCAAAAUACAUUCACAGACAUGUCACUCAUGCCCAUCUUCAGCAAUGUGUAUAAAGGAGUGUAUGCUGUUGCUCAUACACUUCAUGACCUUCUGGGCUGCAAGGACAAAUGUGCCACAAAGAAACAGCUUGACCCCUCAACAUUUCUGAAGCACCUGAGAAAGGUACGAUUUAAAACAAAAGAUGGUGAGGUGGUUUACUUUGAUGAGAAUGGAGAGGCAGUGGCAAAAUAUGAAAUAAUAAAUUGGCAAUCAAGUAAAAUAAAACACGAUGAAUUUGUCCCUGUUGGACUUUAUGAUGCAUCCCUUCAUGUGAAAGAUCGUUUGUCAGUGAAUAUGGCUGCAAUUGUAUGGGCAAAUAAUAAAACAAAGGUGCCUGUGUCUAUGUGCAGUCAGAGUUGUCCUCCUGGCACUAGGAAGGCUGUGCAGAAAGGAAAACCUAUAUGUUGUUAUGACUGCAUACCAUGUACAGAAGGUGAAAUCAGUAACACUACAGAUUCUAUAACAUGUCUGCGGUGCAAUGAAGACUUCUGGUCAAAUCUACAAAAGGAUGGAUGUGUUGAGAAGGAGACCGAAUAUUUGUCUUAUAAGGAGAUCAUGGGAAUUUUGCUCACAACUAUUUCAGUUAUUGGUGCAUUUAUAACACUUAUAAUUGCAGUCAUAUUUUUGAGAUACAAAAACACUCCCAUAGUAAAAGCAAAUAACUCAGAACUGAGUUUCCUCCUUCUGUUUUCACUAAUGUUGUGUUUUCUCUGUUCACUUACUUUUAUUGGUCGACCCUCUGAGUGGUCCUGUAUGUUGCGUCACACAGCUUUUGGGAUCACUUUUGUCCUCUGUAUCUCCUGUGUUCUGGGGAAAACAAUAGUGGUGUUAAUGGCAUUCAGGGCCACACUUCCAGGAAGUAAUGUCAUGAAAUGGUUUGGGCCUCCUCAACAAAGACUCAGUGUUCUUGGUUUCACACUUAUACAAGUUCUUAUCUGUGUGCUUUGGCUAACAAUAUCUCCUCCUUUUCCCUUUAAAAAUUUAAAAUACUUCAAAGAAAAGAUCAUAUUAGAGUGUAACGUGGGCUCAGCUGUAGGUUUCUGGGCUGUGUUGGGUUAUAUUGGACUCCUUGCUAUUCUAUGUUUCUUUUUAGCUUUCCUGGCUCGGAAACUACCUGAUAACUUCAAUGAAGCUAAAUUCAUCACAUUCAGUAUGCUCAUAUUCUGUGCUGUAUGGAUCGCUUUUAUUCCAGCUUAUGCCAGUUCACCUGGAAAGUUUACUGUAGCUGUUGAGAUAUUUGCUAUUUUAGCUUCAAGUUUUGCUUUGCUGUUCUGCAUCUUUCUCCCAAAAUGCUAUGUAAUUUUAUUCAAGCCAGAGAAAAAUUCUAAGAAGCACAUGAUGGGCAAGUAA
Molecule: messenger RNA, 2547 nt
Organism: Misgurnus anguillicaudatus (oriental weatherfish)
Lineage: Eukaryota; Metazoa; Chordata; Actinopteri; Cypriniformes; Cobitidae
Product: extracellular calcium-sensing receptor
Biological process (GO): G protein-coupled receptor signaling pathway
Cellular component (GO): plasma membrane
Molecular function (GO): G protein-coupled receptor activity
Source: RefSeq, a predicted model, not a curated record